GCUACAGUUCGUGUGGGCGGCUCCCGCGCGGCGGAUAAAAAGGGCGCUGCGGUCUGAAAAUCCGUUUUCUUGAAUCUUAAGAAUCACCGACGCCGUCGUUCGCUCAAACAGUCUAGCCUACGUGUCUGCUGAUCAGUCUAUCUGGAUAUUUUCCUGCUUGGGAUCAGUUGCCGAGAAUAUUGGACAUGUGCACGUGGAACUAUGAGAACCCCUUUCCUUCCAACCGAAGUAAGAUAAAAUAGGAUUUUGUGCACAUUGGAUUAACCUCUCUCUUUCCUUAUGAAGAAGGCAAAAAUUUGGAUAACAGCUUGUGUCGGCAUCUUACUCUAUACCACGUUUGCUGCAUGUUCACGAGGGACUGGAAGUCAAAGAAUCGACGAUGAGGAAAGAAUCUCCUUGCUGAAACAGAAUAUACCGAAAAAUUACAAGAUCCCAGUGCGCUUCGUUCCCAGAAACAUGAGCGGGAUGUGCUGGGUGGAACUCAACACGUUUCCCCUGGAGGAGAGCUUGAAGGCCCUGGCGGCCACGUUCGGAAACGCCUCCUCCAACCGGAACAACAUCAGCAUCUUCGUCGUUAGGCUCCAGAACGUGCGCUUUCACAUGCGCGCCACCAUGGAGACCACGAUGGAGGACUUCAAGUGCCACUACAGGAGGGAGGAGUGGCCGACGGAGGACUUCUUCGACUACGUCCGGGACUUCCUGAGCGUCGCCGAAUCGAAGGAGGAGGGCGAGGAGGGCGAGGAGUGCGAGUCGGCCCCCUGCGCGACGACCGCGCCCGCCGCGCCCACCCAGCUCCCCACGGAAGGACCUUCCACCACCUCCCCGGUGAAAGUGGCUGACUGUUUGCCAGCGUCAGACUGCCAGACAAGAGUGGAACGGCAGUACCUUCCGGAAGAAGCUCAGAAGAGCCUGCUGUCCCUGUUCCUCGUGUCAGUAGCUGCGAACAUCUGUUUGUUAAUUUGGAUGGUAAGAGGAAGAAGACGACGCGGCCCGGAGAGAAACGCCGAGAGCGGACGCUUGUUCCUGGCGGCGGAGGAGAACAGGCCCCCCUCGAAUCACGGAACAUCGGAAAAGAACAGGUUGAACGCCGUGAAUGCGAUUUAAUCUCCCCCGCUGCGAGAAAUUCGGUCACUGUAUUGAAGCUCCCUUCACAUACAAGAAAAAGAAAAAAAAAGCAGCUCAUUUCUUACCGUUCUGUGAAAUGAAGGACACGCUUUGGUUUUUCUCGUCUAAGAACUUCUCUCCGACUUUGCCACGGACUACCAGGACUGAGCGCCCAGACUCAUUCCCUUUCUUUCCUUGG
Messenger RNA from Anguilla anguilla (European eel), 1303 nucleotides. RefSeq names its product kit ligand-like. The record is from RefSeq and is a predicted model, not a curated record. The coding region runs from base 280 to 1104 and encodes 274 amino acids. Gene Ontology annotation, biological process: positive regulation of cell population proliferation; cell adhesion. The transcript has 10 exons. Lineage: Eukaryota; Metazoa; Chordata; Actinopteri; Anguilliformes; Anguillidae. Gene Ontology annotation, molecular function: stem cell factor receptor binding; cytokine activity. Gene Ontology annotation, cellular component: plasma membrane.